AUGGCGUCCGAGGCCGCGCAGAAGGCCGAGCACGAGAUCAAGUCGCGCGUCUGGGUCGGGGGGCUGCCGGAGAAGGUCACGGAGGCCGAGGUCCGCGCGAAGUUCGAGCGCUACGGGCAGAUCGCGUGGGUGCGGAUCAGAAACUCGGCCAGGGACGUGUACGCCUUUAUCCAGUUCAGGGAGGCCAAGGAAGCUCGCCUGGCCGUGUAUGAGAUGGACCAGAGCUCGGACUUCGGCACGGGCAAGGGCGGCGUCAUGAAAGUCUCCAUGGCGAAGCCGACGGAGGCGGAGGCCCAGAUCAUGAAGAUCGCGGGCCGUUGGAGCGAGAGCCCGCGGAGGAUAAAGAGCAAGGCGUCGCGGACCAGGCAGCGCUGUCGAAGCCCCUCCUGCAGCCGCAGCCGCAGUCGCUCCAGAAGCGGGAGCGAGUCGCGGCGUAGCAGCUCCUGGAAGGAGGGGCUCAGCGUCUCGCCCAGACGAGCUGACGGUGGCCGAGCCCAGCCAGGUGCCAGGGACUGGAGAGACUCCACCAAAGGGCGCAGGUCGAACGGCCAAGACUGGCGCCCAGGCAAGGGCGAUAGAGAAGGGCGCGGAAAGGCCGCCGCGCCGGCGCGGGAUUGCUCCCGUUCGCUGCCGCGGAUGCCCAGAAGGGAGGCGGGGAAGCCCCGGGCGCCCGUCAGAGAGAGCGGAAAAGGCGGCGAAGGCAAGGGCAAGCAGAGGGAGCACAGGGGCAAGAAGGCGCUCCGGGUGCGAGUCGAGAACAUGCCUCCAGACUUCACCGACCAGGAGCUGCGGGACCUUGGCUCGGGCUUCGGGAGGCUCGUGCACGCGAGGAUUUGGUCCUACCAGGGGCGCACCUUCGCCAACCUCAUGUACGAUGACCCCGAAGAGGCCAUGAAGGCCUUUUGCGGCCUGCACGACCGCAAGGUGGACGGAUGGUCGGAGGCGCUGAAGGUGCAGAUACCGUGCCCACACUGCGAUGCAAUGAUGCUGGAGUAA
Molecule: messenger RNA, 996 nt
Organism: Prorocentrum cordatum
Lineage: Eukaryota; Dinophyceae; Prorocentrales; Prorocentraceae
Source: the annotation of a GenBank genome assembly